This is a messenger RNA of Culicoides brevitarsis, 993 nucleotides long. RefSeq lists its product as uncharacterized. The record is from RefSeq and is a predicted model, not a curated record. The transcript is spliced from 3 exons. Bases 1 to 993 code for a protein of 330 amino acids. Lineage: Eukaryota; Metazoa; Arthropoda; Insecta; Diptera; Ceratopogonidae.
AUGAAUGGCAGUCAGUCACAAAUCCUUUCAUUUGUUGCUGUAGCAACAGCACGCCCUCAAGUCUAUGGACCUCCAAGCCAUCCUCAAGUCUUUGAGCAUCAUUCUUCCUCUUUCCGUGUUCCAAUUCGCUCUCAAGCUCCCGUUGAAGUUUCCAUCCAACCCUCCUUAGGAUAUACUUUGCCAACGCAAAACUUGGGAAGUUUCAAUCAAGCUCCUCAAACUUUCGUUCAACGUACUUACCAAGCUCCUCAGCAAGUUCAACAAGUUCAUCAUGUAUCCCAAAGUUACGGAGCUCCCCAACAACAAACUCAACAAUUUGUCUCAAGCGGUCCAUCGUUUGUCUCAAGCGGUCCAUCAAGCUCCUUUGUCUCAAGCGGUCCAUCAAACUUUGUAUCGACUUCAAACUUCGCGCCCUCUACCGGCGGAAAUUUCGUUUCUAAUGCUCCAACUCAAUCUUUCGUCUCACACUCUUCCGGUCCAGCAUUCUCUUCAGCUCCCGCUAAAACUAUUGUCACCAAAGACGUUUAUGUUCAUGAAGCUCCCGAAGAUCCAGAAGAGCACAUUACUCAUACCAUCAAUACUCCUCAAGUCAACCAAAAACAUUACAAAAUCUUGUUCAUUAAAGCGCCAUCUGCCAAUCUUAAGAGUACCAUUCGUGUUCAACAACCGGGACAAAAUGAAGAAAAGACAAUUGUCUACGUUUUGGUUAAGAAACCCGAAGUUAAUACGCAAAUCUUGCAACAAGAAGCAGCAGCUGCUCCCCAACACAAACCCGAAGUUUACUUCAUCAAGUACAAGAAUCCCAAAAAGGCGGGAAAUGUCGUUGGAGAUGCCCCAGUUGUUGGUCAAUCUCAUGGAACAACAGGCUCCGGGACCUCUUUGGGAGGCAUUGAACAUGCUGGCGGCAUCUACCCUGAAGAAAAACGUACUCGCAAGAGUCCUUCAAGCCCCUAUGGACCUGCUAACUACAGUCCAGCUGCUCCUUUAGGCUAA